GCCCUCAGGCAGCUCCUGCUCCCAGCCAUGAUGAUGAUGAUGCGGAGCAUCGGCUUCAUCCUGGUCCUCGCACUGGCUGGGGCAACCCUUAGCCCCGCUUUAAGUAAAAAGUGCUCCCUGAUCGGGCAGUGGCGGAACGACCUGGGCUCAGAAAUGGAUGUCAUGGCUGUGAGCAGUACUGGGAACUUCUUCGGCACGUACCUCACAAGCGUCUCCAGCACAGACAAGCCGAUCAGUGUGUCCCCCCUGCAUGGCAGCCAGCAGAUGGGAGACCAGGAGCAGCCGACGUUUGGGUUCACCGUUGCCUGGUCGUUCUCUGACUUGACCACCGUCUUCGUGGGCCAGUGCUUCGUGGACGACAAAGGGAAGGAGACUCUGCAGACCAUGUGGCUGCUGCGGAAGAAGGUCGACUCCAGCCAGGACAACUGGAAAGCGACCCUGGUCGGCACCAACGUUUUCACCAGGAGCGAAUACAAAAGUCGUGGAAGGGCGGGCAGGGUCUUGUAAUCCCAUACCCAGUCCCCGCAGCUGUGCCAGGAGCUAUCCCAGCUGCAGGGCCCCAGGCCCCACAUGGCACGUUUUGGGGCCCAUCAGCCUUUGGUGUCGUGCUGCAGCUGGCAGUAUCAUCCUGUGGCUCUCCAAAUCCUCCUCAGGGCCCUCCCCGGGGCCACACUCCUUCCCCAGUGCACAGCUGCAGAGACCAGCCCAGCCCAAGCUGUGGGUGCAGGGACACGGCCUCCCUCCCCAAGCCCCUGCGUGGGCCCAGCAGUUCCCCCCUCCAGCGCCCUUGCCCGGAGGCUCCUCUCAGGCAGGAGUCACCAGGGCACCAAAUAAACCUUGCUGAACAUGAAA
Molecule: messenger RNA, 852 nt
Organism: Alligator mississippiensis (American alligator)
Lineage: Eukaryota; Metazoa; Chordata; Crocodylia; Alligatoridae
Product: avidin
Exons: 4
Coding region: 28-507 (159 amino acids)
Molecular function (GO): biotin binding
Source: RefSeq, a predicted model, not a curated record